UGUAAGGUGGCUUGAGUCACCGUAGUAAGUGAAGUAUGCCUGACUUUUACCCUUACAUAAACUUUAUCUUCAUACUUUAUCUGCUCAAGAAAUCUGCUUAAAAAUUCUACACAACCAAGUUAAGGAUGUCUUCAGAUAACUGUACAUUUAUCAAAGCCGGAGCAUCAAAAGAAAAAAAUUCUCAACAUUCGCAUGGUCAUAGCCACGAACACGAACAUGAACAUGGUCAUUCUCAUGAAAUAUUAGACAGUCCUGGAAGCUAUCUGGAUCGUGAUCGUCCCUUGUAUAGAACAGACUGGAAUGAGAGAGCUUUUACAAUUGGCAUUGGUGGUCCAGUCGGCUCUGGUAAGACAGCUCUAGUAUUAGGAUUAUGUCAGUAUUUACGGGAGACCCGUGGUGUUUGUGUUGUAACAAAUGAUAUUUUUACAAGAGAAGACUGGGAGUUUCUAGUGAGAAAUAAAGCCCUACCAGAAGAGAGAAUGAAAGCUGUUGAAACUGGUGGUUGUCCUCAUGCAGCAAUCAGGGAGGAUUAUUCAUUGAAUAUGGAAGAAGUAAAAGUUUUAACCUCAAAAUUCAAACCAGAAAUAGUAUUUAUAGAAUCGGGUGGUGAUAAUUUGGCUGCUAAUUUUAGCCGUGAACUAGCUGAUUAUAUCAUCUAUGUUAUUGACGUAUCUGGCGGUGAUAAGAUACCUCGUAAAGGUGGACCUGGUAUAACACAGAGUGAUUUAUUGGUUAUCAAUAAAACAGAUUUAGCUGAAGCAGUGGGAGCUGAUUUGAAGGUCAUGGAAAGAGAUGCAGCAUUAAUGAGACAGAAAGGACCUACAAUAUUUGCUCAAGCUAAACAUAAUGUUGGUAUCAAAGAGAUAGCAGCUAGUAUUCUUUUAUCAUAUGAACAUCAGACACAGUUUUCAUAAUGACUUCAAUAUUGAUCAAAUUUUCAAUUUACUUAUUAUUAUUUUGAUGCCAUGUGUGCUAAAAUACUUCUUUUAAAAUGUCCAAGAUGUCUAUAAAUAUGUAAUAUGGCAGAAUAGAGUCCGGUCAUACAUUUACUUGAACUGAACUAUUAUUACAAUGUUUUUAAAUUCAUUCAUUCUCUUAUUUUAUAUUAAAUAUUCCUAAC
Lottia gigantea (owl limpet) is the source of this 1120-nucleotide messenger RNA. RefSeq lists its product as hypothetical. Lineage: Eukaryota; Metazoa; Mollusca; Gastropoda; Lottiidae. Gene Ontology annotation, molecular function: GTPase activity; nickel cation binding. The record is from RefSeq and is a predicted model, not a curated record. The coding region runs from base 126 to 914 and encodes 262 amino acids. The transcript is spliced from 8 exons.